CCGCAGGGUGUGCGGCUCGCGGUGGCCUUUGGCGAGGAGGGGGCGGCGAAGAGGGGCGGCCGCUUCCCUCUGCCGAGCUGGCCGGCCAUGGACUCCGGCCUGCAAGGAAGAUCGGGCGAAGGGGAGGCGGCUCCAGCAGCCUGCAUCCAAGACGGCUGGUUCCGCGAGACCUGCAGCCUGUGGCCCGGCCAGGCGCUCUCCCUGCAAGUGGAGGAGGUCCUGCAUCACCAGCGAUCGCCCUUCCAGGAGAUCCUCGUCUUCAAGAGCAAAACGUACGGGAAUGUCUUGGUACUUGACGGCGUUAUCCAGUGCACAGAGAGAGACGAGUUUUCCUACCAGGAAAUGAUCGCCAACCUGCCCCUAUGCAGUCACCCAAACCCACGGAAGGUGCUCAUUAUUGGUGGGGGAGAUGGAGGGGUCUUGCGAGAAGUGGUCAAGCACCCCUCAGUCGAGUCUGUAAUACAGUGCGAAAUCGACGAGGAUGUGAUCCAGGCAUCGAAAAAAUACCUCCCGGGCAUGGCUGUGGGAUACUCCAGCCCCAAGCUCACCCUCCAUGUUGGGGAUGGCUUUGAAUUCAUGAAACAAAACCAGGAGGCGUUUGAUGUCAUCAUCACGGACUCUUCUGACCCCAUGGGUCCUGCAGAAAGCCUCUUCAAAGAGUCCUACUACCAGCUGAUGAAGACUGCUCUGCGGGAAGACGGCAUUCUCUGCUGUCAAGGCGAAUGCCAGUGGCUGCACCUCGACCUCAUCAAGGAGAUGCGCCAGUUCUGCCGGUCGCUGUUCCCCGUGGUGGAGUACGCCUACUGCACCAUCCCGACGUACCCGAGCGGGCAGAUCGGCUUUAUGCUGUGUAGCAAGAACCCAAAUACUAAUUUCAGGCAGCCGAUCCAGCCACUGACCCCCGGGCAAGUGAGCAGCAUGAACCUCAAAUAUUACAACGCAGACAUCCACCAGGCGGCUUUCAUUCUGCCAGAAUUUGCACGAAAGGCGCUGAGCAUCGUCUGAAAACACCAGCGGGUCUUUGCCUCAGAGCCCCAGGGAUUUUGAAGGGAGAUGAGCGUGGCGGGAUUCCUCCAGGCGGCACCGAACAGCCUUCCGCCCGUGGCCCAGCCGGACCCUCUGCCAGUGAAACAUUCCUUCCGAUGAUGUAUUAUUUUAUUUCAGUUUUUCUUAAAGAAAGAAGAGACUCUGGCUUCCUCUUGGCUGAGACUGGAAAACCAACCCCAGAAUCCUGGCCGCCGAUGCAUUGCUUGAACUCUUUCAGGACUCAGCAUCUUAAUAUAGACUUCAGGCUUCUGCCGUUUCCCUUUCUGCUCAAAUGUCUGUAUUUAUAAUUGAUAACAAAUCGGACACUCUGCCCUGCAAUGCCACGGAUUGGCUGAUGGGGGGUGAGUUUUCUUGGGAGCCCCUCUUUGCCAUACUUUUUCUGCUUUGCUCACAUCACCCCCAAGAAAAAAACAGAAUGAGUGCCAUCAACACAGAGCUGAUGAGCUCUCAGGAGCCCCACUGUGGCGUACUAGCGGGCAGAAUGCAGGGAAGGGCGUUCUGAGCACCAUCUGAGCACUGGGGAGCUUCCCGGACUUUGUCCAGAGAGAAUAAUUAACGCACCUGUAUAGUAAAAUAACCCCAAAAAAGCC
Molecule: messenger RNA, 1637 nt
Organism: Varanus komodoensis (Komodo dragon)
Lineage: Eukaryota; Metazoa; Chordata; Lepidosauria; Squamata; Varanidae
Gene: SRM
Product: spermidine synthase
Exons: 8
Coding region: 88-1005 (305 amino acids)
Biological process (GO): spermidine biosynthetic process
Cellular component (GO): cytosol
Molecular function (GO): spermidine synthase activity
Source: RefSeq, a predicted model, not a curated record